Molecule: messenger RNA, 1569 nt
Organism: Thrips palmi
Lineage: Eukaryota; Metazoa; Arthropoda; Insecta; Thysanoptera; Thripidae
Product: brain protein I3
Exons: 3
Coding region: 291-644 (117 amino acids)
Source: RefSeq, a predicted model, not a curated record
AUUAUUUGCAGUAACGGUUGAACUGCGUUGCGUGAUUACAGCAAGUUCAGCAAGUAGGUCUGUCAUGGACACGUAAAAUUUGACGCUUUUAUCGCUGUUGUUUUCGCCUUUUUCGAAACGACACCACUGUCGGCCGAGGUGCCAGAUUUUCCUCAAAGUACCGAUCUACAGCAAACUUUCAACUGGAAGCUCUACGAGGCAGUUCAAAGUGGAACUCUUCGGGAAUAAGUGUUCCUUGUUUGUUUACUUAGCUGACUAAUCUCAUAAAGCAUUUGACGUCCUAUUCAGUCAUGUCCACUGAUAAAAGCCAGAGAGGCUGUGAGGAACCGCCCCCGUACUCUCCCAAGCCACCACCGCCUCAAGCUGGAGAGCUUCCUCCAGGAUACCAGCCUUACCAAGGGCCAGCUCCCCCUCCGCAAUGGCAGUAUGGUCCUCCGAACUAUGGUGCCACCGCUGUCUCCAUUCAGCCUGCGGUUGUUAUCCAGACUGUUGGCGCAUGUCCAGCCUGCAGGAUCGGCAUUUUGGAAGAUGAUUACACUUGCUUGGGUAUAUUCUGUGCUAUCUUCUUCUUCCCCCUUGGUAUUAUUGCCUGCCUGCUACUGAAGAACCGGCGCUGCUCAAACUGUGGUGCCUAUUUUGGGUAGAAAUUCUUCCCUCAUUAAUUGUUUUGUUUCAUGCUCUCUUAAGUUUAUGAUAUUUUUACGAUCCAUCUUAAAGCAUAUAGCAUUCAACUGCAAUGAAUGUGAAACUUGAUAAAAUUCAUUGUGCUUUACUUGAUUUGUGAUAUUUUAUAUGUGCCAGUUGUUAACCAUGUAUUUUCAAAUAAUUAUAUAUUAAUUCACAAAGUUUUAGGAUUUGUUUGAACUGCACGUUCUUUUAGGGACAAAAGUAACAGUGGAUUCAUCUGCUUGAAUCUCACUUUGUGAUUUCUUGUCAUGACCAUAAUAUCAGAGGACGUUCAUGGCUCUUAUUAUAUAAUCUGUUUACCUGUCACUUUCCUGUGGCCUGUUGUAUUUUAUUUACAGUAUUCUCCCGCAAUAGGUCGAGGGCUCGGGACCGGAUCUCGGACUAUAACGAACACGAAAACCGAACAGCACAUGGUGCGAAGGCCGGGCUCCGGCAGUGCUCCGAGCUCGGGGAGGCCAUAAAACCAUUAGCCGGCCCUUGGGUCCUACACUGGAGUGACCCGAAACGCAGUGCCGACCGGCGCCUUGCGGGUCCACGCUACCUGGCCAGGUCGGCACUGCGGUUCGGGGUCCCGUCAGCGCCCGGGUUCGCGCGUGUUCGACCUGGCGGCACGGAGGACCCCUGUCAAUCAUCCCCGAGGGUCGAGCUCGCCGGGCCAUAAACCCCCGUGCGUAAGCGGGGGCCGUCACAUGAAAACGACUUAUUGCGAAUCGACCUAAUGCGGGAGAAUACUGUAGUGUAGCCUAGUCCAAGCCCUGCAAGGCUUACUUUCAUUCCAUACAGAAUGAUGUACAUUCAAUGAUGACAUUUUCCAGGGUAUUUUAGAGUGUCUCCACAUAUUUUUUUUUGCCCCCGAUUAAAUACUCGUUUGCAAUUAUUUCA